AUGGCCGAUUUCCGUAAAAAGAAGCAAUUAUACGUUUUCAAUGUGUUCUUUGAUGUUAACAGAAGUGGAACUAUUGAUAGCAAGGAUUUUGAACUUGCCAUAGAGAAAAUAUGUACUCUAAGAGGAUGGUCCAGCGGUUCACCACAAUACCAAAAGACCCACACGAGUAUGAUGAAAAUUUGGGACGGACUAAGACAACGAGCUGAUGCAAAUAACGAUGAUCAAGUAAGUGUUGACGAAUGGUGUGCAAUGUGGGAUGAUUUUGCAAAAUCACCCGAUAACCCCCUCGAUUGGCAAGUUCAAUACAUGAAAUUCAUGUUUGAACUUGAAGACGCCAGCAAUGAUGGUUCAAUAGAUUCAAACGAGUUCACCAGCGUCUGUUCCUGUUACGGACUGGCACCGGCCGAAUGCAAAGAAGCUUUUACCAAAAUGUCAUCGAACGGCAAAGAGGUAAAUUUCGAUCAAUUUAAAACGCUUUGGAAGCAAUUUUUCGUCUCCGAAAACCCAAGCGAUCCAGGAAAUUUCAUUUUUGGAAAAACAUCGUUUUAAUAACACAAAUCUGCUCCAAACUAUAUCUUCUUAAACUAUAUUUCAAAGUAAAAACUAUAUAAAAACAACUCUGUAUACUUGAUGUUGCUGUACGAAUUUAUCGUUUUACUCUUAAAUUGUUCAACACAUCACAUUUCCAUUCUUAUGUAUGUAUGUUUAUGAAAUAACAUAGUAUGAAUAAAUAAAAGAUUUUAUUCAAACUAA
Molecule: messenger RNA, 753 nt
Organism: Onthophagus taurus
Lineage: Eukaryota; Metazoa; Arthropoda; Insecta; Coleoptera; Scarabaeidae
Source: RefSeq, a predicted model, not a curated record